GUUUAAAUUGCGGUGAAAUCCGAGCUUAAUCCUUUGCCGCAGCUGGUGGCAAGAUAGUAUUGACUACGACUGUCGUAUGUGUAUACCAUGGAUGGUAGUUGGUGUAGCUGAAAAAAAUAUGCUAAAUCUACAAAAAUGCCUGCAAACGAAGUGGAAUAUAACAACUCUUCAGGAGAAGUUAUAAAGGAUUAUAUCGGCGAACCAGCGGCGGAUGGUGAGCACAUGCUUUCAAGCGUCGUAGUCAUGCGUGAGGGCCCCGUUGAGGACAAAACUUGUUGGUCAAGGUUCCGGAAUUCAACGAAGAUUGUAAUUAUCAUCGUGUGUCUUUCGUUAUUCAAUGACAGUUUGCUGCUAACGUUGGUUGAUCCGAUCUUACCGGAAAUGCUUUACGAUUUGGAACAUCCCCAGCAAUCGGAAAACGAUUCCAAUAUUCCAAACGACACUUUAUCGGUGUUACAAGACAGAGACGUGAAUAAAGACAUAAAUAACCAAGGCCGUUAUGGCUACCUGAUUGCAGCCAAGGGCAUUGCGCAGUUCGUAUGUAAUCCAUUCGUCGGUUAUAUUGUAACAAGAUUUGGUUACCGGAAACCGAUGUUGUUUGGUAGCUUGGUCCUUCUCCUCUCCACAUUAGCUUUUCCCUACAGUAAAACUUAUUCGAUGCUGAUAGUUACUCGAGUGUUACAAGGAAUCUCGUCCUCGCUGACAGCGGUAACAGCUCUGGGACUUGUAGCAGCAACAUUCAAAGAUGAUUAUCGCCGGGGAAAUGUAAUAGGCUAUGCUUUUAGUGGAUUAUCCAUUGGAAUUAUCGCUGGUCCCGUGUAUGGAAGUCUUCUGUUUGAAUUCGUCAACCCUGCAUUUCCUUUCAUUCUUCUAUCUGGUAUCAUGAGCUUCGCUAUAUUUCUGCAGUUAUUAACAAUGAAGAGAGAAUCCUCGGUGAAGCACCUACAUGGCUCCCUCUGUACAUUACUCAAAGAUCCUUACAUCAUCAUUGUCGCAUUAAAUAUUUUUUUGCUGAAUCUCGAUGUCUCAAUUGUAUUGGCGUUCUUACCGAUAAGACUUCUUGAACUGAUAGAUGCUUCCACUUGGCAACUUGGAAUCGUUGUUCUACCGACAUCUGUUGGAUACUUGGCUGCUGGUUUAAUAUUUCCUCGUCUCGUCAGAUGGUUUCCUAGGUGGAUUCAAGGUCUCGUUGGUUUGUUCUUCAGUUCCCUGUGUCUUAUGGCGCUAGCCUACUCCAUAACGUUUACGAUGAUGUUGGUGGUGACGUCAUUCCUCGGUCUUGCAGUUGGUUUGAUCAGUACAUCCAUGCAGCCAAUAUUUGCGCUUGUGGUUGACAAGCGUCACAGUGACGUUUAUGGUAACGUCUAUGCUAUAUCUGACAUGGCCGUGUGUUUAUCAAUGAGUUUGGGUCCGUUAGUUGGCGGUCCACUUGUUUAUGCUUAUGGAUUCCAGAGUUUGGUCUAUGGCGCUGCAAUACUGGAUAUGGUGUGUACACCAGUAACUAUAUUUCUCAGAGACAUCCCAGGAAAGAAAAAGAUCAACAAUGAAAAGGCUCCAUUAUUGAAGGACAACGACAAUUCAGCAGGACAUCCCUCAGCAUAAUCUUGUGAAUGCUAAUAAUUCUUCAAAUACAGCAUUUGGAUCUUAUAUGGCAACAGAAACAGAAAUUAUGACAUUAUUCAAAGACUCAAAUUUUGUCUUUUGUAAAUUUGAAAGAAUGAAACAUUCCCGAUGAUUGCUUAAUUAAUAUUCUUAAUAAAGAAAAUCAAGGAUUUGUAUAUAGUAACAUGUAAUUUUACAACAUGCCACAAUCAUAUUCUUGGAACUGAAUCUCUAUACUUUCACAACAUUCCCAUAAACUUUGAAGAAACUUGCAAAGACAAAUUCUUCUGCUGUGAUAGUAUUCGGCUCAAGGAACGAGUUAAUUAUUGGAAACUAAAGGAAUAUUGAAGAGAACAAGAUGGUAAACCCUUUUGAUGCCAACCUGCUUGAGACUGUACUUGGUUCUAAAGACAGAAGCUUCCUGUUUCAAUCCUUUUGGUACCAAGUUGCACAAGAUCACCUCGGAUUAUUGUUUAAAAGUGAUGAAAGAACCUUCCAUUAAAAUUUCAUCUUUAUUUAUGUUCCAAACAACAGCAUAAUGAUAGCAAAGCUAUUUUAUCAAAUUCUUCAUUAUUUUCAAAAUUAAUUGAAAUAAAAGAAUUGUAUUUUAGCAGGAACAUGGUAAUAAAAGGGUUAAAGGGAUCCAAAUUAAAAUUUUCCAUCAAAAUUUCAUAUUAAAAUAUGUUUCAACAACCAGUUUAAUAAUGACAAUGUUAUUUUUGUAAAUUCUUCAGUUUUGAAAAUUAUUUGGAACAAAGGCAGUAUAUUUCAUUAGAAAUAUGGUAACAAAAGGGCUAAAUCCAUUGUUUUUUGUCUGUGAAGUGUCUUCAAUAUUGUGAAGUUGUUUGAGUGGACAAAUGUUAUUGUUGGCCCCUGCCAUGGCAGCAGUAAUUCCAGACAGCAUUAUCAAUGCAAUACUCCUCCCUAUUUUCCAGUUUGAUUUUAAUUAAUAUCAUCAUUUCUUAACUUUUAAAUCUUGGAUGAAUUUUUACUUUUUAUUCUACCAAAAAUGGUUAAAGCAUUGAAAUAAAUUCUUCAGUUCAGAGUUUCAUCCUCACAAUCUGAUCCAGGAAACUGAAAUGUUGUCGAGUUCAUCCAUUUUGAGAAGAUAUCGAAAUAAAUCCAACCAUACCCACCAAUUUGAUAACAAACAUCACAAUUAAAAUACACAAAUAGUUUCGGCAGUUUACUAUGGAAAAUCCCUAAAAAAUGUUUUAUUUUUUUAUUGUAUUAAAAGGGAUAUUUUUUUCCCAACAAUUUGCAUCUUAUUUGAGUGAUUUUAAAAAAAGAAAUGUGUGGUAAAGAAAUAAAAUGGAAUGCUGAUAAUAAAAAUGUACAUUAUAAGAAUUGAGAAACAUUGAGAGAACGUGAAAUAAUUUGUUUUUGAUGGACUCCAAGUAGAUAAAACUAUAAAUGAAAACAUAUAAAUAUUUUUUCAGUCCAAAGGGAUUUUUUAAAACCAAUUUUUAUACAUUAUUAUUUAUAGCUGUAUCUACUUCAAGUUCAACCAUUAAAAAUGAUUUAUUUAUUUCACAAAGAUGAGUAACAAAAUUUAAAAUAAUUCUUGCUUUUCUUUCCAAAAAUUGUAUAAACAUUUUCCAUACUUUCUGCCAAAUCAAUUCUGAAAUGAAGAUAUUUAUCAAAGAACAAUCUCAAUGUCGACAAAUAUUUUAUAAAGUCAAACGAAAUUUCAUCUAAAUUAAAUUUAUACAACAUAAAAGCUUCAACUAACACAUUUGUUAGUGUUGAUAUUGUUCAUAUUUUUAAACUCUUCCAAAAUAAAACGAAAGAAAUUUCAAAACAAAUUUUUUUUCCUUUAUAUUUUGCAUGUAUUAAUAUGAAUGCACCACCACCUCCAACAACAAAAACAACAGCAACAACAGUGAGUUUCUCAACUUAAUGUGGGUGCGGGGGAAACAAUGUUAAUAUCUGCCUUGCGGUAUGACAUUAAUAAACUACAGCUAAUAUAUAAAGAAACAAGGUUACUUCAUGAUUCUCCAGCAUUUAAUAUCUAUAUUAAGACUCCAACCUCUUUAGGGCACCAAUAAAAACACUAUUAAUAAAUUAUUAACGUUUUAAGUUGUGUUUUAUUUGGAAUCUAUAAUGCAUAUAUAACUGCAUAGACUAAGUCCAUGGAGAGAUUGUAUACAACACUGUCCCAUGUAUUUAAUUCAGUUUAAUUUAUAAAUGCAGUGUUGGGUGAAGCCUUCAGUUUAUUCUACAAUACAUCAUUACAGCAUCAAAACAAAACACUUCUUCAGGCAUCAAGAAUCUAUUAAUUGAAGUAGCUACUGAAAAUGAAUUAUUUAUGAAACCUCCGUUGUCAUCAGCCUAGCAGAAAUACAGCUCUCCACGUGGUCUUCUUCUAGUUGUAUACAUACAUACAUACAUAAAUACACACAAACACACAUACACACACACACACACACACACACAUACAUACAUACAUACAUACAUACAUAUAUACUUGCAUGCAUACAUACGUACAUUAUUGGGGCCCUGGGAUAUGUAACACACUGCCUAGAUAUCAAUCGUGAGAAAUUAGGCUUCUCAAAACUAGAAAGGAGAAAGCUAAUUCGAAGACUACAGAUCCAAUCCAUCACUGGAACUUCAAAAAUCUGUAAAACUUUCCAAAAGUUUAUCACUUAAAUAUAUAUGAGCAAGUCUAGAUAUGUAAUUAUAUGCAUGAGAAUACAUACAUAAAACAAAACAUAUAAAUCUGCACAUAUACAUACAUACGUUCACACAAAAAUACCUUGUUGUUGAUGUUGAAAUCCCAAGGAAGGAGCCUUGGAUCUAGGUUAGGUACCAGCUCUUUCUCUAUUGGCAAGAAAUCUUGAAAUAAAACUGAAUAAUGGUAUACAUACAUACAUACAUGCAUACAUACAUACAUACAUACAUACAUGCAUACAUACAUACAUACAUACAUACAUACAUACAUACAUGCAUACAUACAUACAUACAUACAUACAUACAUACAUACAUCAUGUGAUAGUAGUUUCAAUUCCCAGACCAGCUACAUGUUCUGUUCAUUACACAUCAUACCAGUGAAUUCACCUGCGAAUGGAUAACCCAGUAAGGGACUAGCCUUCAGAUCAGAGGCAAUAUUUAUUUCUUUAUUGCCCACAGGGGGCUAAACAUAGAGGGGACAAACAAGGACAGACAAAGGGAUUAAAUCGAUUACAUCGACCCCAGUGCGUAACUGGUACUUAUUUAAUCGACCCCGAAAGGAUGAAAGGCAAAGUCGACCUCGGUGGAGUUUGAACUCAGAACGUAGCGCUAGACGAAAUACCACUAAGCAUUUCGCCCGGCGUGCAAACGAUUCUGCCAGCUCGCCACCUUAACCAGAGGCGAUACUGACCUGCUUAUCUGUCCAGCAGGGUGACAUCAUUCAAAAACUAAAAUUAUGCAAAGUGCAUUGUGACCAGCAAUGUAUAACAAUAUCUGAUAAUCUGGUCGAUCACAUGAUAUAUAUAUAUAUACAUACAUGGUCUGAUCAAUAAGUAUCCAGACUAUUGCCACAGUAACAAAACUAAAGCAAGUAGAGUUGCUUGGUAUAAAUUGACCUUGGACUCUGCCGUGCAUGCGCACUAAGUUUUAACGUUCUAGCUCACUUCUUCUGUUUACAGCAGUGCUUGAAAGGAAGGUGUGUAGCGUGUUAUCAUCACAUUAACCAUGAUAGAGAAAGUUGAGCAAAGAAUCUUGAUGAUACCUGCUCAGUGGUCUAUGCAAAGUUUUCACAAAGUUUUCAUCAUACUUGACACAAUCAAGAGUAACAGUUUUUGUGAUAUUUUUGCUGCUCUUUAAUAAAGCAUAUUACUCUA
This is a messenger RNA of Octopus bimaculoides (California two-spot octopus), 5426 nucleotides long. RefSeq names its product synaptic vesicular amine transporter. The record is from RefSeq and is a predicted model, not a curated record. Gene Ontology annotation, biological process: transmembrane transport; aminergic neurotransmitter loading into synaptic vesicle. Lineage: Eukaryota; Metazoa; Mollusca; Cephalopoda; Octopoda; Octopodidae. Gene Ontology annotation, molecular function: serotonin:sodium:chloride symporter activity. Gene Ontology annotation, cellular component: terminal bouton; synaptic vesicle membrane.